Messenger RNA from Tuber aestivum (summer truffle), 2685 nucleotides. Lineage: Eukaryota; Fungi; Ascomycota; Pezizomycetes; Pezizales; Tuberaceae. The record is from the annotation of a GenBank genome assembly.
AUCCUUCCCCGCUGCCUCCACACGGUGUUGCUCUACUGGAACGCCUACACAACACCCGCAUGCCAAUCCAUUGCAAUAGUAUUGACCUAGCCUGGCUUAUGCCCACACCUGCCUCAAAAUUACAGAAUUCAGAAGCUCCGUACCCGAGGUUGGGUCCGUGACUACUCGUUCUACCGUACCAUAUCUCGGUUGUUGACUUGUUUUAGGACCUUGAAAACCAAUUUUAAACAACCUCGAUAGGUGACAACCAGGUUCGACUUCCCGUUUCAGUGACGCUAGCUGCAUCUCGUUGCUUUCACAGCCGACUUUCGAAAUCAGUCAUAAGGUGAGCCAGAAACACAAUGGAUCAGUGGGUUCACCCUGCCUUUAAUGUCGGCGUAAUUGAAAGAAAAAAGAAGUGCAUAUCUAAGGGUAUUCACAGGAGAAUCCGAGCCGGAAUCUGCGGGGAAUUCAGCGGGAAUUCAGGGGAUCAUAAUUUCUCGGGUAGUAACAACCAGAAUAACCUACAUAUGGGCCACCUAAACUAUGCCGCCAACGUCGGAACAAUAUAUCAAGGAUGUACGUUUAGAUCUGAGGAUAGAGGUAUGACCAGCAUUCUCGAGAGUUUUCUGCGGGGAGCUAAUGUGCUAUUGCAAGCGGAAGAAGCAUCUAGGCCUUAUCAGAUGAUUCCAUACAGCAGGAACCGUAAAUUCACAGGCCGCGAUCAUCUCAUUGAGUCGGUAAAGAGGCUUUGCAAGCGUGAUGGCCACAACAGGAUCGCUCUUCAUGGAUUAGGAGGCGCUGGGUAUGCAGUCAUUAAUUUUAUAUCCGGAGCGUUUACUAACAUCACUUAGAAAGACCCAGAUUGCCCUCGAAUACGUUUAUCGGCGUGCAAGCGAGGGAGAUUGUGACAUUUUCUGGGUGCAAGGAAGUGGAGUGUUAAAUUUUAGAGAGGGCUUCAGGGCUAUCGGGCAACAUGUUCGAAUUCCUCUAGGUAGCGCUGAGACGGAAGAAGAGGGAUUCCUAUUGAGUAUAAAGAGGUGGUUUGAAGGCCGAGACAGCCGUGAUUGGAUCCUGGUAAUUGACAAUGCCGACAACGAGGAGGACUUUGUUAGCAACAAUAGUCCCAUCGCUAAGUUUGUGCCACAAGGCCCGAGAGGCACGGUAAUAUUCACCACCAGAUCUCGCCAAGUUGCAUUUCGGCAAGAGUGCGAGAGGAUCGAUAUUGGAAAAAUGGACGAAGAUGAGGCCAAGACACUGUUUUUCGAACACUUUGGUAGUUGGGGAAGCUUGAGGAAUGGGGAAGAGGAGGUUGUUGCCACGAUCCUGAGUUCGGUCGAUCACCUGCCGCUGGCUGUUGUGAGCUCUGCAGUUUUCAUGGCCGAGACCGAAACACCGCCCACCGACUACUGGAUAAUUUUCCAGGAGAACGAUCAGCGAAGGGUGAAGCUACUUUCACAGCAGUUUAGCGAUAUCCGCCGCGAGUCAGACGUGACGGGAAGUAUUUUGAGCACUUACUUCAUCACCUUUGACCGAAUUACGAGGCAGAUGCAGACUGCCGGCCAUCUCUUGCGGCUAAUUGCAUUCGUUGACCGCCAAAAUAUCCCCGAGCAGUUCCUGAGAGAAUCUGGCGUUGGAGGGGUGGAUGAUCCGGUUGAAUUCCGUCGGGCUAUUGGGAAACUAUUAGGAUUCUCGCUAGUUACCGCCAUUAGACACGAGAACAAGACAUUUUAUGAGCUUCACCACUUGGUCCAGCUAUCGAUACAGGCCUAUUUAUCGCCGGAAGAGCUGCAUAGAUGGAGUGACAACGCACUAGGAAUUAUUUCUCGAAUUUUCCCUAAAUAUGAGCACGAGCACCGGGAUAUUUGCGAGUCAUUCAUUCCACAUGCACUUGCGGUAACCGAAGGUAGAAUGGAUAUUAUUUCCGAAGAUCUUUGUUUCCGCAUGGCAGAGUACUUUCUACACUUGGGUUUCUACAACAAUGCAGAAGCACAGAUCGGUCGAUGUAUCAGAUUCCGCGAGGAGAAUAAGGGGCAAGGCUGGGAUAAAAGUCAUAGGAGAUUUAUGCUCCUGGGGCGGGUGAGGGCACACCAAGGGAGGGCAGAGGAGGCGGAGGAGAUACUUCGGAAUGUGCUGGAGGAUCUUGGGGGGUUAUUGGGUCCGAACGAUCCGGACGCCCUGGAGUGCUUAUCUUACCUAGCAAGUGUGAUGAAUGAUCUCGGAAAGUACGAUGAAUCAGAGACCAUGAAUCGGUAUGCGUUCGAAGUGCGUGACAAGGCUCUCGGGAAAGACCACCCGGAUACCCUAACAAGUUCCAACAACCUGGCUUUUGUGUUGCAAUACCAAGGAAAUUAUGGGGAAUCAGAGAGGAUGCAUCGGCGUGCACUGGAGGGACGCGAGAAGGUUCUCGGACCAGACCAUCCCGACACCCUAAGGGGCCUCAACCUCCUAGCUAUUGUGCUGCGAUCCCAAGGAAAGCACGGAGAAUCGGAGACGAUGCAUCGGCGUGCACUGGAGGGACGCGAGAGAGUUCUCCGACCAGACCACCCCGACACCCUAAAAAGCCUCAACAACCUGGCUGUUGUGCUGCGAUACCAAGGAAAGUACAUAGAAUCAGAAACCAUGCAUCGGCGUGCACUGGAAGGACACGAGAAGGUUCUCGGACCAGACCACCCUGACACCCUACUAAGCCUCGACAACUUGGCU